GAAAUGCAAGUUUUUUGUAUUUUCAAUAUAAUUCUAUAUAUUAUACAUACAAAUUAUUGCUCUUGAAAACCUACAAAACUGAAGUUACACACGUAUGUGCCACACAUCGUUUUUUUUUUUUCUCGUAAAAUAUCCAUCAUCAAUAUGUCAUAGAUUAUUUCCAUUCGUUGGGGUUACACAAUUCAACCCUACGAAAUGUUGCGCCAACCAAAAAAGGAGUAGGAAUCCCCUCCUCGAAAAAAUGACUGUCCAGAAAGAAUCCCUUUAAUCUCUCACAACUUCUCACGAUCAACAAAAUAAUCUGAACAUAAUAAGUUUGAAUUAAUAGGUUCUGCUCUUAAGCAUGACGGAUAACGAUGACAAGAGUAUCAAUGAGAAAAAUAUAAAGAUUUUCAUCAGAAUGUUUCCACUCGAAAGACCGUGUGAUUCUUGCGCAAGAGUUGACAUGAAACACAAGAAGAUCUACGUACGACGUCUACAAGAAAUACAAUCGAAUAGAAUAGCCGUUCCAAAGAAACCAUCGUACUGGUGCUUUCGAACAGAUGGAAUUUUUUGUGACUCUUCACAGGAAGAGAUUUAUCGCGUUACAACCGACGAUCUCGUGUCAAAAAUUUUAGAUGGUGUGAGCUGCGUUUUAAUGAGUUACGGACAAACAGGUUCUGGAAAGAGUUUUACCAUCAGUGGCCUUAGAAAUAACUGGGAACACAGAGGCCUGGUCGCCCGACUUUUGUCCUGCAUGUUUGCUGAGAAGGCAAACAGAAGAAAAGUCAGCAAGAUAGAGUACCAUACAAGCUUCGUCGAGUUGUACGGGAAGGAAGCGAGGGAUUUACUGGCCUCUGACGUGGAUAACAAUAAAGUCAAGAUAAACGAGCGAGAACCGUUCAAGGACAUCUCCGUGGUAUGCAUGAAUAGUGAAAAAGAAGGUUUGAGGAAUCUUUUUAAAGGAGAAGUUAGAAGAUCGAUUGCGAGAAACUCGGCUUAUCCGGCGUCUCAUUUAGCCACGUCUGUGAUUACCUUUCACGUGACUAACACGAGCCUAGUUACAUCCUGGGGCACUGUAACCACAGCGAAAAUACACAUUGUGGAAGCAGCUGGUAUAGGGACCGUAGGAAGGAAUUGUUGUUGUUGGAAAACGGCCACGGACAUAGGUGUGGCGAAUUUAAUGAAGAUACAGCUUGAGCAAUUCUUUUCAUACGUAGGACGUUCGAGGUCAUCCGUCGUUAAUGUAAUACGCUCCAGUAAUUUAUUGAAAAUUUUAGGAGACACUACCUUGGUUUCUUCUGUAAUCCGAUUCAUAUCUCACAUUCGAAUUACAAGAGAAGAUCUCGAUAUCACGUUGUCGACUUUAAGGUUCACCGCAAAGAUUGCAAGGUUGAAACCGGUCAGGAUAAAAAAAGAUGUUAGAUAUCGAUCAGAUUUGAUACUGCACAGGCUGCAGGAAGAAGUUAACGCUUUGAAAAAAGAACUGACGUUGAACGACAUGUUUCUGCGGCAAGAAGCGCUCAUGAAUAUCUCGAAGGCCCGAAUGGAGCAAAUUAAUCGGAAUAUCCUUCAAUUUUUGAACGACAAGAUCUCCGACUUUACGCUGUUCAGCGUGUCCCAGGCCCAAGUAUUACUAAAGAUUAUCAAGGAUCUAUAUAACAGAUUAAGCGCCAAGGAAGUUGAAGUCGAAAAGUUGAAAGAGACGUAUGAAACUUUAGUGAGAAGUGUGUCGGAAGUAGGUGCAGCGGAAACACUACCUAAGGAAACUGAAUUGCUUGCUGAUGAACAAAUCAAUGAACGGAAACAAAUUAGGAGUUGGUCGGAUGAAGAAGACGCAAAAAAGAAAGGAAUUGGCAGUUUAGACAAAUCUGCGAUAGGCGUGACCUUAGGCCCAUACGCAGAUGAAGAGAAAGCUCUGAAAUUGAAACAUUUGUCGCCUAAACAUAUUCUGAAAAUUGACGACGAAAAUAUGCUAGUGAUUCGACGUUUGUUCGACGCUUUCUUAAAAGAAGAGACAGAAUAUGCGAAAAUUAAGAGAAAGUUCGACAAAAAUGAAGUGACCCUUGCCGCUGUUCGACAAAGAUUCGCACACGAGAUCGAUAAAUAUUUCCAGGCAAAGAGAAAUUUAGACAACGCACGUGAUAAACUUAGUAAGCAUCAGCAAACUCGACAGAUAAUGGAUGUGGAUGUGGACAGUUGGAAGGAAAAAGAAGCUACAUUUGAAAUCGAGAGAACGAUCGAGCGAGAUAUUUCAUGUUGCCAAAAAUUAUUAAUUAAUCUAGAGGAAGAGGUGGAUCAAACUCAACGUGAAAUUGACAUCCUGUCUGAUGGACACCUUGAUAUGAGUUCGAAGUUAGCGUACGGUUUUCGAGAGUAUUGCAAGAGGAAGGCCAUUUUAUUGCAUCAUGCCGAUAGAUUGAUGAAAAUAUUGCUGAUGAAAGAAUCUUCCGAUAUAAUCCGGGACAAGUUUGACAAGUUUCAACGAAAAAUGUUGCGCAAAACAGAGGAAACAGGUAGAACAAAGAAAGCACGACUUGACAAUAAACGAGUAUGCGCUAGUGCUAAUUUAUAACUGACGAAAAUAUCAUCUUUCUAGUAAUAAGUACUAAUAUUUACUAUUACUAAUAAUACUAAUAUUUACUAAAUUAAUAAACGCAUCUUUGAGUAACUAAAAAUUGUAUUUUGAAUUUAAAAGACAAAUGGCAACUUACCGCGAAAGUAAGAGAAGCCAUCUAUUGAUAUUUUAACAAACUACGAAUGUUGCACCGUGUAAGUAUACCGACGGGAACAAAAUUAUUCUCGCCGCUCAAGUCAUUACAUUAGCUGGAAUAAUCAUUAGAUUUUCGUCAAUAUUCAGAAAGGUAUAAAAGCUAAUUUUUUAAUUAAUACUUUUUAUGACGCGUUACGUAUUUGAUUUGAUAGGAACUAUUUCUAAAUCAACUUAACUCCUUUUGUUUUGUUGUGCACGCUUUUGAUUUGAUUUAUGAUUUUUGGUUUUAUUUCUGAUAUGUAUAUUAUAUCAAUAAGUUAGAGCACAGUCUAAUGCUCAAUUUAAUGCUUUAUUAAUCGUUCACGUAUUUUCUGUUCAAUUCUAUUCUAUUCGAACUGAAUCAGCCAAUUAUUUCUAUAUAUUAUCGUAUACUAUAAUUGUUACAAUCUUUUUUAAAAUUAUAAGUGUGAUUGCAUUAAUCCUAUCUUUUUGUAAGACAGAAAAAUUACUACGCUAAGGGCAUUCACUUACAAAUGAUAGAAAAUAGACUCAAGUAAUUUCAGUAAUACGAGUUCGAUUUUUAUAUUUGAGGACCGUUGGCGAAACUGUCUUACGCGGCUGUUAAUGUCACAUUACAGAACUGUAAACAGAAAUUCAGUUAAUUGUCCCGCAGCCAACGGGGAUACGUAUGUACAUGGAUUCUCCAUUCCGUAGAAAUAUUUCGAGAAAAUCGGAGAUUUAUAAUAUCAAAUACCGUUGUGUCGCUUGUUCUGUGGACGCUGUGAAUUUACUUUUAAUUUAUGCAAAAUGGCUUUACGUACAGUGGAAUCUGUGUUUUGUUCAGUUUUGUAAAACUUUUGAUUCUAGGAUAAAAAUUGUCUAACUCUAAGAGAUAUUGACGAGAAUUGUCGUAUGGAUUUUUUUAGAAUGAGACACAGAAAG
Messenger RNA from Frieseomelitta varia, 3634 nucleotides. Its product is annotated as kinesin-like protein KIF9. Lineage: Eukaryota; Metazoa; Arthropoda; Insecta; Hymenoptera; Apidae. Bases 344 to 2554 code for a protein of 736 amino acids. The transcript has 13 exons. Gene Ontology annotation, cellular component: microtubule; kinesin complex. Gene Ontology annotation, biological process: microtubule-based movement. The record is from RefSeq and is a predicted model, not a curated record. Gene Ontology annotation, molecular function: ATP hydrolysis activity; microtubule binding; microtubule motor activity.